AUGUUAAAUGAAGUUAGUUAUUUUAAAGGUAUCAAAAUGGAAGAUAUUAAGACUUUAUCUGAUUGUAUUUUUAAAUUAACUAGUGAUGAUUAUGAUAUGAAUGAUUGGAACAUCAUUUACAAGAUUAUUUAUGGUGAGGAAAAAGAUAUUAUUAUAUUACCAAGCAAAGAAUAUUCGUGUAUUUUUAAAAAUAAUUAUUACGCAGAUAAAUUUUAUAAGGAAAAAAUGAAGAAUUUAGAUCCAUUUUUAACUUCAAAUAAAAUUCAAAAAAUGAGUUUUUAUGAAUGUUCCUUGUUUAAAAUAAUUGGAAAACUUGUAUAUAAAAAUGGGUUGUGUGUUUUUAAAUAUAAUUUAGAUAACGUUAACAGUUUUAUUUACAGUUUAAAUAAUUUGAUGAGAUUUACACUUUUUUAUAAUCAACUUAAACAAUCUUUAAAUUCGGUUAAGAACAAUGAAAAGAAUUUAAAAAUUGAAUUCAAUAAUUUGGUAAAAUUAUUUAAUAGAGAAACAGACGAUUUAAGAAAUUAUAUAGAUACGUUUAAAGAAAAUUAUUUUAUUGAAAAUAUGACAACAAUAUUUUUUUUCAGUAAGUAUAUAGAUAAUUAUAAAAUAAUCAAUAAGAAAAAUGUUUAUUGUAUAGAAGAAUUUAAGAAUAAUUUAAGAAGACUUGGAUCUGAUUUUUUGAUAUUUAUUAAUAAAUAUUGGAUAUUUCCGAAAACAGAUAAAGACAGAAAGGUUUAUGUAUUUUUAUCUAGAAAUAGAAGAUCUUUAUUAAAAGAAUUCGACAAGUACAAUAAAGAAUUAAACUAA
Molecule: messenger RNA, 810 nt
Organism: Hepatospora eriocheir
Lineage: Eukaryota; Fungi; Microsporidia; Hepatosporidae
Source: the annotation of a GenBank genome assembly